GCUCAGUGCGCAGUGCCUCUGCAGCGACGGCGGGCGGAGCAGGCAAGAGCGGCGGCGUCGGCACGAGCCACUCUCCUCCUCCUGCUAAUAAUAAUAAUAACCUUCCUCCGCGCGCCCCUGCUCUUCCUCCUCCUUUUUCCCCGCCGCGGGCGCCGGGAUGCAAGAGCAGCACCCGCAGCCUGAGCCUCAGCAGCAGCAGCAGCCUCCUCAGCGCUCGCGCCCGGCGCCCCCCCGCGGGGCAGGAGGCCAGUAGCCCGCCCGGGGUGCCGCCCCCCCCUCCCGCCGCCAUCAUCGGGAGCCGGAGGCGCCGGGCGCCGGGCGCUUCUCCCAGCGCCCGGGCGCCGCUCUUCCUCUCGCUCUCCAUGGACGGCGGGGGCGCGGGGGGCCCCUCGGAGAGCCCCAACCGGGCCGUGGAGUACCUCCUCGAGCUCAACCACAUCAUCGAGAGCCAGCAGAAGCUCCUCGAGACCCAGCGGCGCCGCAUCGAGGAGCUGGAGGGACAGCUCGAGCAGCUCAGCCACGAGAACCGGGGCCUGCGCGAGGGCGAGAAGCGGGACCCCCAGCGCGGAGGGGCGCACCGCGGGCGGGCAGCAGGAGCAGCAGCAGCCGGGGACGCCACUGCUGUCUCCUCCUCCUCCGUGGCCGCCGCUUACCCUCCGCAGCACCACCACCACCACAAAGAGCGCGACAACCACUUCCAGGGCCCUUUCCCGCACUAUGCCAACCGCGACGGGCACUACCGUGAGCCCUGCCAGCUGCACCGCGACCGGGGCCCGCAGAAGGAGACGCCGCCGCCCCAACCGCCGCAAUCGCAGCUCCCGCAACAGCCGCCGACUUCGGCUUCGUCUGCUUCGCACGAAUACCCGCGCCCGCCCCGGGAAAGGGAGAGAGAGAGGGGACAGCUCAGCCGCGGGGCCUCGCGGAGCUCCAGCCCGGGAGCCGGAGGAGGGCACAGCACCAGCGCCAGCACCAGCCCCGCCACCACUCUCCAGAGGAAGUCGGACGGGGAAAAUUCAAGAACUGUCAGGUCGUCCACGUGUCCCACUCUGCACCAGUACUGCUGCUCUGCUCAGUCGCUUCUCCACUCGCAGCUAGCUUCCCCUGCCAGGCACACAGGCUGCAGCGUGGAAGGUGAUCCACCAGGAAGUGAGACCGGCACUAUAGUGGACAAUCUGGGCAGUCAGGCUCCUUACCGCUGUGCUCAGGAAGUGACCAAAGUUGACCACUACGACUUGGUCCCAUCCUCAUCCUCUUCUGUCUGUCACACUCCAUCUCCGGGACUACCUUGGGCCCAACGUGCUCGGCUACAGCCCGCCAGCGUGGCGCUGAGGAAGCAGGAAGAGGAGGAGAGCAAGCGUUCCAAGGCUCUGUCGGACAGCUAUGAGCUCUCCACGGACCUGCAGGACAAAAAGGUGGAGAUGCUGGAGCGGAAAUAUGGGGGCUAUUUCCUGAGCCGACGGGCAGCUCGCACCAUCCAGACCGCCUUUCGCCAGUAUCGCAUGAACAAGAAGUUUGAGCGCCUGCGAAGCUCAGCAUCUGAGAGCCGCAUGUCACGCCGCAUCAUCCUUUCCAACAUGCGGAUGCAGUACUCCUUCGAGGAGUUCGAGAAGGCCCAGAAUGCCCCUUACUUCGAAGGGAAACCUGCUUCUCUGGAUGAAGGCUCCAUGGCUACGACUCGGCCUCAUCUCUUGGACCGCGGCUUACCCUACGGUGGCUCCUGUCGGACUGGCUUGGAUGGCAGCUCCCUGCAUUCCUCUUCUGGAGGCUUCUGCAACGACAUCACGGAGCUUGAGGACUCCUUCUCCAAGCAGGUGAAGUCUCUGGCAGAAUCAAUUGACGAAGCCUUGAACUGCCACCCGCUUGGGCAAGAGGGAGGACCAGGAGGCCCCACCUUGGAAAAGAGUGAGUCCAAGGAGCAGCAGGGUGACAGCGCAGCCACUUCAUUCAGUGACGUUACGCUGUACCUGGAGGAAGGUGCUCCCACGUCACCCCUUUCUCUAGAUCGCCCGCCCAGCACUGACCCCCCCGAGCCCAGUACGGGGGUGCCGAUUCCACCACCACCACGGCCAGAGUACUGGGGUGGACCACAGCGUGAGGACAGCAGGGAGAAUGGGGGUGCUAGCCGGAGGAGCACACCAUGCAUGGAGUGCCGGGACUACCGCUUGCGGGGUGCCCACCUCCCUUUACUCACUAUUGAACCUCCCAGUGACAGCUCAGUAGAUCUGAGUGACCGCUCUGAUCGGGGCUCUCUCAACCGGGGCCUGAUCUAUGAGCAAGAUGGCUGCAGCCCCCACGGCACCCUCAAACAUCCUGCCGGCCCUGGCCGAUCCCCACAUCCACAUCGGCAUUAUCAUCCGGAACAAAACCAGCCUCCUCCACCUCUCCCCAUGCCGCCUCCUCAGGCCCCCAGCCGGAUGCCCCCGCCUCCUCCGCCAGACAACUCAGAUGGCGACAACGACAGCCUCAACAGCACCACCAAUUCCAACGAGACCAUCAAUUGCAGCUCAGGCUCCUCCUCUCGCGACAGUCUGCGGGACCCACCCCCACCCGCUCCCACUGGCACCUCCUCGGCCCCCGGUGGGCCCUGCAAACAGACCUACCAGCGGGAGACGCGACACAGCUGGGAUUCACCUGCCUUCAACAAUGACGUGGUACAGCGCCGACAGUACCGCAUCGGCCUCAAUCUCUUCAACAAGAAACCAGAGAAGGGUAUCCAGUAUUUGAUUGAGAGAGGUUUUCUAUCGGACACCCCGGUUGGCGUGGCACGCUUUAUCCUGGAGCGGAAGGGGUUGAGCCGGCAGAUGAUCGGAGAGUUCCUGGGCAACCGGCAGAAGCAGUUCAACCGGGAUGUACUGGACUGUGUGGUAGACGAGAUGGAUUUCUCCAGCAUGGAUUUGGAUGACGCUUUGCGGAAAUUCCAGUCCCACAUUCGGGUGCAAGGAGAGGCACAGAAGGUGGAGCGUCUCAUUGAAGCCUUCAGCCAGCGCUACUGUGUAUGCAAUGCCCCCCUGGUGCGCCAGUUCCGGAAUCCAGACACCAUCUUCAUCCUGGCUUUUGCCAUCAUCCUUUUGAACACCGACAUGUACAGCCCCAGUGUCAAGGCAGAGAGAAAGAUGAAAUUAGAUGACUUCAUCAAGAAUUUGCGAGGAGUGGAUAAUGGUGAAGAUAUUCCUCGUGAUCUACUGGUAGGGAUUUACCAACGGAUUCAGAGCCGGGAGCUUCGUACCAACGAUGAUCACGUGUCUCAGGUUCAAGCAGUGGAGCGCAUGAUUGUGGGUAAAAAGCCGGUCCUCUCCUUGCCCCACCGGCGCCUGGUUUGCUGCUGCCAGCUGUAUGAGGUGCCCGACCCUAACCGGCCCCAAAGGCUUGGGUUGCACCAGAGGGAAGUCUUCCUCUUCAAUGACCUCCUAGUGGUGACAAAGAUAUUCCAGAAGAAGAAGAUCCUUGUGACCUACAGUUUCCGCCAGAGCUUUCCUCUUGUCGAGAUGCAGUUGCAGCUCUUUCAGAACUCCUAUUACCAGUUUGGGAUUAAACUGCUCUCAGCUGUUCCUGGUGGGGAAAGGAAAGUCUUGAUCAUCUUCAAUGCCCCCAGUCUGCAGGAUCGAUUGCGCUUCACCAGUGACCUGCGGGAGUCCAUUGCAGAAGUACAAGAGAUGGAGAAAUAUCGUGUGGAAUCGGAGUUAGAGAAGCAGAAAGGAGUGAUGCGCCCCAAUGCCUCACCCUCCUCUGGACCCAAGGAUGCUGUGAAUGGGACGCUGACCCGGAGCAGCCUGGAGGACGCCUACACGGUGGGAGAAGGACUGAAGAGAAGUGCUCUCAGUAGCUCCCUCCGCGACCUCUCCGACGCUGGCAAGCGGGGUCGUCGUAACAGCGUGGGAUCCUUGGACAGCACAAUUGAAGGAUCUAUCAUUAGCAGCCCACGUCCCCACCAGAGAGUGCCGCCUCCGCCUCCUCCCGAGGAAUACAAGCCCCAGCCUCGGCCCCCCUCUAACUCAUCAUCUUUCCUGGGCUCCCUUUUUGGCAGCAAACGUGGGAAGGGUCCCUUUCAGACGCCGCCCAGCCAGGCCUCAGCCUCCUCGUCUUCAGCGUCUUCAUCCCACCACCACCUUCCUCAGCAUCACCCCCACCACAGCCACCCAUCCUUGCCUGACGGSAGCCAGUCCAAGCUCCAGGCUCUCCACGCCCAGUAUUGCCAUGGCCCCUCUUCCCAGCCACCCCCUCCAUACCCCCAGCAGCCCCCUCCRCCCCCGCAGCCGGCCCCUCCGCCCCCACCCCUUGCCCUACCCUCCAACCCUUUGCCCCCCCAUGUCCAGCGCUACCACCAAUCGCAGCAGCCCCCUCUCUCCGCUCCUCCCCAGAAGCAGGCAGUGCCUGCCUUCCCUACCCCACAACCCCACCACCAUUACACCCUGGGCCGGCCCAGCCAGCAGAAGCGGGCACACCAGCUGGCCGCUGCAGCUUCCCAGCACCCUCCCUUCCCCCAUGGGCGCCAGCCCACCUCACCACUUCCCCUCUAUAGCCCAGCCCCCCAGCAUGCCCUCGCCCAUACGUACCCCCAGCAGCUGCACCAGACGGGCGGCGGGCAGCACACACUGCAUAGGCAACAGCCCCCUAAGCACUUUAUCUUUAGUCAUCACCCCUCCCAAAUCAUGCAGCGCCCUCCUGCACCACCUGGCGUUGGGCCAUACCCGGGGCAUCAUGGCCACCCCACUCAGCAGCACCAUGGCCAGCCCCCAAUGCCUCCUCCCCAUUCUCCCAUUCCCCCUCAUCCUUCCUACCCCCCUCUCCCACCCCCGUCUCCUCACACUCCCCUCAGCCCCCACUCUCCGGCAGCACCUACCUCCCCCUUGCCCCAGCACAUCCCCAUGCACCAGGGGGGCCCUCAAGCCAUGCCCUCCCAGGGCCCUCCCAACCCCAAAACGAAGCAGGUCAACAGAAUCAGCACCGUUGUGUGAGGAACACCAGUGCUGCUACCACCACCUUGGGUCUGGUGGCUAGAUAUAACUAUACAUACAUAACAGAACUCGGGGGGCUCCUCUGUUCAGAGCAAGGGAGUAGGAAGGGGGAAGUCAGGAGGAUAUCUACACUUUAUGGCCAUUCCCCUUCCUCCCUCCCUCCCCACUCCCGACCCCCUCGUUCCUCUUUCUCCUAGGAUCAGAACUGAGAGAGGGCCUCCUUUGGAGCAGUGCCUCAGAAAGGAAGACGUCUAGACCUGCAAUGCCGCUUGUGGCUCCGUCUUUGGGCUUUGCUGUCGAAGAGCUCCAUCUCUUCUCUCUUCCUACCCCUGUCUACUGCUCUCCUUUUGGUUAGGAAACAGGAUGUCUACGGACAGUGCAAUACUUUUUGAAGUGAGGGGUGUCUUUGAAAGCAUGAGGUGCAGUGGAGGGGGAACGUAGUUGUACUAACUUAGGGGACACAGAACUUUACACCGUGUUGUCCCUCAAAGUGCCGCAGAAGGAUGUCCUUUUUUGUAGCAUUUCAACCUCUUGCAAAGAGCACAUAAGGUAAUAACCACCAUUUGUUGCAGUGGUGGUAGAACACUGCCUAAAUGCUGCUCCAUGCAAAAGUCUCCCUUGGGCAGGAUGGCCCUAAAAGAGCCCCAUGCCUUUUAUCUUUUGAAACAAGAUGUUUGUAAUAUCAAAUUGCAGGUUUUUUCCAGCUAAAACUCUCUUUCCUUCUAAGAGCAAAUUGGCCCUGGGGAACAUUGAGCGCUACAGCAUAUAUCAUUGCUAUAGUAUGAUUUGCAGCCCAGAAAUGCUGUCAGCUUCACUAUUAGGAAUUCGACACCAGGAAAAGGGCAUCCCACAAGCAUAGGAACCAGCCACAUGGCCAUGGUCUUGGUUUACUGAAGAGUCCAUCGGCAGCAGGCUUUCUUCUGUUUGCUGGUUGAAGAGAGAAGAGCAGCUCCAUCUAUUGACAAGUCUGGUAUUUGUUAUCUGGUUAAGGAUGUCACAAAACGUUUAUGGUUGUGUAGAAAAGGAAAAUUCCACACCUGAUUGCAUGACAAGCAGCCCUUAAGGAAAUUCCCUAUUCUGCACAUUCAUUCAAAGCCAGAUGUGCCAUUGGUGUUGCCAAGGUGGGAGAGUCUUUCCACUGGAGCUUAUUACAGUGUGUGCGAACAUAUAGGUCGCCUACCUGUAAACAUAGUUUCCUGAGUGGUCGCCUGUGAAUUCACACAUUUGGUAUAUUCCUGCGCUCGUGCAGGCAGCAACAGACACUCACGAGCUCACUUUAACUGACCGUUAGAGUAGCCCUACCCCUUUCUCCCCACUCAUAUAAAUAGCCCUGCCGCGGGGCUACUGGUCAGUUCUUAUAAUACGCCUCAAAAAGCAACAACGGCAACACAAAUGCUUAGGCUUAAAUAAUAUAAAGAAAUGACUACUUCAUUUAAGAAAUGCAUAUUAUGCCCAAAUAAAAUACCGGAUAACGACGCACACCUUGAAUGUGUGUCAUGCCUGGGAGAAGCUCACCUCUCCCAAGCAUGCGAUACAUGCAAGAGCUUUACGCCACAAACAAAAAAGAACAGAUAAAUUAGGCUGAAAGCAGCUCUGUACGAGCAAGCCCUUCUCCCCACUGUACAAACUGGAAACGUGGGAGCACCUAAACAGAAAGCUAAUAGAAGAAUUCAACCAGCGGCCUUCCUGCCGAAGGUAGCCACUAAAUUUCAUAUUUCUCAAGAGAUAGUGCUUCCUGCUUUUUUCCAAAACCCAUCUUCCCCUAUGGAGAAGAUUCUACAUUUGUUAGAUGUUCUGAGAGCUCUUGCUUUCUAUAUAAGUAGGACUUCGAGCACUAGGAAAUCCCCAAGACUCUUUUUAAAGUACCGGAAGGACGCCAUUGGUCUUCUGGUAAUGUCCCAACGACUUUGGAUAGUCUUGGCAAUCUGUAAGGCUUACAGUUUGGCAGGGAGGGAAUUGCCUUUGCAGGUGAAAGCUCACUCCACAAGAGCAGUGGCAACAUCGACUGCCUUCAUGAGUGGAGUACCGCUGGAUGUAGUGUGCAGAGCUGCAACCUGGUCUACACCACUAACCUUUGUGACACAUUACAAGCUGGAUGUGAUGUCUAGGAAAGAUGCA
Messenger RNA from Anolis sagrei ordinatus, 7073 nucleotides. It is a transcript of the gene IQSEC2, whose product is annotated as IQ motif and Sec7 domain ArfGEF 2. Gene Ontology annotation, molecular function: protein binding; guanyl-nucleotide exchange factor activity. Gene Ontology annotation, biological process: actin cytoskeleton organization; regulation of ARF protein signal transduction. The record is from RefSeq and is a predicted model, not a curated record. Lineage: Eukaryota; Metazoa; Chordata; Lepidosauria; Squamata; Anolidae.